Zygosaccharomyces rouxii is the source of this 822-nucleotide messenger RNA. RefSeq lists its product as uncharacterized. The record is from RefSeq and is a predicted model, not a curated record. NCBI's taxonomy places the organism in Eukaryota, Fungi, Ascomycota, Saccharomycetes, Saccharomycetales, Saccharomycetaceae. The transcript has a single exon. Gene Ontology annotation, cellular component: membrane. Gene Ontology annotation, molecular function: transmembrane transporter activity. Bases 1 to 822 code for a protein of 273 amino acids.
AUGAGCAAAUGGUUUUUCCUGCAUAACAAUCCUUUAAAUGCACAUUUUCUGAACCAGAGGGAAAAAGAGAUUGCCAUUGAACGUAUUAGAGGAAAUUUCCAAGGAAUCGGAUCGCGUAAGUGGAAAUGGUCCCAAGUCCGUGAGGCAUUCAUUGAUCCACGCACCUAUUUGUACGUUAUUUUCUCCCUUCUGAUGAACAUUCCUAAUGGCGGUGUGACAUCUUUUGGCAAUAUUAUUAUCAAGUCUUUUGGGUUCCAGAAUCAAAGAUCUCUUCUACUCUCCAUGCCAGGUGGUGCAGUGGACCUUGUGUUCAAGCUAACCAUGCCCUGGUUAUCAGAUAAAAUGAUUGACAGAUCGUUCCCGGCCAUGAUAGCCAUUGCUUUCCCUAUGGUUGGGGGAAUCAUGAUGAGUACGAUCGAUGUGCAUGAUAAGUCUCCAUUACUUGUGGGCUACUAUUUCAUAAGUGCAGCCGGUGCUUCCUGGGGGCUUGUUAUGUCUAUGAUCGCCUGUAACACAGUUGGGUCUACGAAAAAGUCCGUUGUGAACGGUUUGCAGAUUUUAGCUUACGCUGCAGGUAACUGGAUCGGGCCACAAACAUUCAGGUCUUCCGAAGCACCAGUAUAUCCUACGGGUAAGAAAUUGGUCGCCAUUUUCUAUGGCCUGUCUUUAUUCACCCUGCUUCUUAUCAGAUUGGUUAAUAUAAUCGAGAACCGUCGUCGCGAUAAGCUAGAAGCAGAGGGCAACCUCCCAGAGGAACCCGAAAAUUCAGAAUUUUUGGAUCUUACAGACUUCCAACAACUUCAAAUGAGAUAUGUGCUUUGA